Messenger RNA from Homalodisca vitripennis (glassy-winged sharpshooter), 850 nucleotides. Its product is annotated as protein amnionless-like. Gene Ontology annotation, cellular component: endocytic vesicle; apical plasma membrane. The coding region runs from base 308 to 850 and encodes 180 amino acids. NCBI's taxonomy places the organism in Eukaryota, Metazoa, Arthropoda, Insecta, Hemiptera, Cicadellidae. The record is from RefSeq and is a predicted model, not a curated record. Gene Ontology annotation, biological process: intracellular protein localization; receptor-mediated endocytosis. The transcript has 3 exons.
UUCUAAAUGUCCAUUACAAUGAGGCCACCAUAAUUUUGCCAGUUUGUGCAAUAUGUUGUCUUAUGAUUCAUUUUAGCAAUGGGUUCUUAUUAAAUGAUCUUUCUCAUACCAAACUAAUGGUUACAUAACAUAUUCAAGAUAAGCAUGUUUUGGGAUGGAAUGGUGUCAUGGAUAUUCUGUUACAGUAAGGCACUAUCUCUACUCUGUUAGUUCCCUGACUGCCACAUGUUGGUGGAGAUUGGUACUGUAACUCCCCAGGGUGAUAUCCAACAAUCCAGAUGUCUGAUUACAGUCAGUCUGAACAGUCAUGGAAGCCAAACAACUGCUGUGGACCCUACCGUUUCUCACACUGUUGCUUACCGAGAGUGGCUUGUGUGGCCGCACCUGGCUGAGCAACCUCAGCUAUAACAACUCCCAUAAUUGGAACAUCGGACGAGUGCCUUGCGCUGCUGACAGAGCUGUCCUCGAGUCUGCUGUCCUUCAGCUCCCUGUAGGCACUACUUCUCUGCAAGCUCUCAUCUUGGAUUCUUACACAGAAGUGUUGCUUCCCGCAAAUGGAGUUCUUCAAUUUACUGGGAAGAAAAAUACAGAUGCUUGCAAUGGACAAGAUGCGGUGUUCAAACCAACCAAAUCACUAAGUUGGAUAGACCCACACAACUGGGAUGGCUGGAAUGCUGCUACUCCUGAUUUGGAGAGGAUACCGUGUGCUUCUGAUCAUGUGAUCUUUCCACCUGGUGGCACCUACAGAGUCAUAAUGCCUGAUGUUGUUAGAGUUGGAAGCUUCAGCAUUGACGGAAGGGUAAGAUUUCUCAAUUUUACGUUAAAUAAAAAUUAUUACAAUAAGAGAUGA